Caenorhabditis briggsae is the source of this 942-nucleotide messenger RNA. Gene Ontology annotation, biological process: positive regulation of response to oxidative stress. The transcript is spliced from 7 exons. Lineage: Eukaryota; Metazoa; Nematoda; Chromadorea; Rhabditida; Rhabditidae. Gene Ontology annotation, molecular function: chondroitin 4-sulfotransferase activity. The record is from RefSeq and is a predicted model, not a curated record. Gene Ontology annotation, cellular component: membrane. Bases 1 to 942 code for a protein of 313 amino acids.
AUGGCGUCAGCAAUCCAAACAUAUUUCUGGAAUAAAAAUGCUGGAUAUCAGAGGAUGGAUACUGUAGGCACUGGCAGAGACUAUAAACAAUAUUGCUGCAUCUUUUUGACAAUUUCCGCUUGUUUAGGGAUUUAUGGAUAUUUUUAUUACGAAAAUGAAUAUACGAUUUAUGUGGAUGGCAAGGUUGUGAAUUUCACUGGAGUAGAAGACUUCAUUCCACCAUUUGUCAGCUAUUAUCAUGAAUUUUUGGUGGCUCCGAAGAGCAAAUUGAUCUCCUGUGCAAUUCCAAAAUCCAUGUCUCAAUUAACCAUUAAUAUUAUGAAAUGCCAGGAAGAAUCCCAAUUCCGAAACCCAAGUCAACAACUUUUAAAUGACCCGGAUACGGUGAGAUUUGCAUUUAUAAGAGAUCCAAUUCAACGAUUUGUGUCCCUCUACCUGGAUAAGUGCAUACACACUGACUUUUGCUUCAACUGCAAUAAGGAUAUGAGAUGUUUCGUUCAGAGUAUUUAUGAAACGUUGAGAAAUAUUUCUGAUUAUCGACAUGGAUUUGAAGGUUUGGAUAUGAUGGCAGAGCAUGCUGCACCGUUAUCAUGGAUGUGCAAUUUCGAUAAGGAUCUUGAAAAAUGGCAUUUGCUUAUGAUGGGGUCGGAUUUUGAAGAAAGGAAAUCUUCCAUUUUGCAUUUAGCAAACAUUUUGAAGCGACAAGGAUUCAACGAAACAUUGGUGGACAAGAUUCAGAAGGAUACGAUGGGUGGUGAGACCGCCCAUUCCACCCACACAUCAUCGCAUCGCGAAGAAGCUGAACGUCAAAUCCGCGACGAUCCAUACAUUCGGGACCUUCUUCAUAAAAUUUACUUUUUUGAUUAUGUCAUUUUUCCAUUUAAGAGAGAUGAGUUAGACAAAAAAUAUCAGACGAACUUCUGGAAAGUUCCAGAAGAAUAG